AUUUAUUUACAGCGGUGUAAAGUCUGGAAAGUCUCCCAUUUCGCGCCGCGUCUAUUAACCGUCACUGACGACGGCCCCGACCGUCCUAACGUUCAAAAGUAAAUAUCUCAUUGUUCCCGUUUCAAAAUGGCGAAUUCGGGUCUGUUAUAUCUCGGACGCUGAGGCCUCGGAGGGAUCCUCGCGCGGGACGGUCCCUAGGCAAGCGGGUGGCGGCGCGACGGCCCGCCCGGGACCGGCUCCGGCCGACAGCCGGCGGAGGUUGACGACCUAUCGAUUUUUUUGUCUGCGACCUCUCGUCAUCGGGCGGGCCGGUGUCGGCGGCCGAGGCGGCCGAGACGCUCUGGGCUCGGCGGAGGCGGGCUGCUGUCUGCUCGCCGCACGUCACCGCGCCGCACCGCGCUGCUCCGCGCCGCGCCGCGCUUUGUGCUUCACGCCCGUCGUCAGCUGAGCGCCGCGGCACCAUGGCAGAAUAUCAUGGGCAAAGUAUGGACGCCGGCGGGAACAAUUUUGACUCCGGUCAGCAGCCACAGGAGCAGGAGUUGGCGACGAAAAUGCUGCAGAUCCAAUCGAAGAGGUUCUACCUGGACGUGAAGCAGAACAGGCGCGGUCGGUUCAUUAAAGUGGCCGAGGUUAGUAUCGGCGCGGACGGGCGGCGCAGUCAGAUCUUCCUGGCGAUGUCGACGGCGGCGGAGUUCCGCGACCACCUCUCCAGCUUCAGCGACUUCUACUCGUCGCUGGGCCCGCCCAACCCCGACAACGUGCCCGACGACGGGAAACUCAAAUCAGAAAUGAUGCUCAAGGACAACCGGCGCUACUACCUGGACCUGAAGGAGAACUCGCGCGGGCGCUUCCUGCGCGUGUCGCAGACCAUCACGCGCGGCGGGCCCCGCAGCCAGGUGGCGCUGCCGGCGCAGGGCAUGAUCGAGUUCCGCGACGCGCUCACCGACCUGCUCGACGACUUCGGCACCGACGACGGAGGGUUCAAAGGCGAGCUGCCGGAGGGGCGGCACUUGCGCGUUGACAACAAGAACUUUUACUUCGACAUCGGGCAAAACAACCGCGGCAUCUACAUGAAAGUCAGCGAGAUGGCGCUAGGCACGCAGGUGAAAAGUAACUUCCGCACGGCGAUCACGGUGCCGGAGAAGUGCUGGACGCGGUUCCGCGACAUCCUCGCCGACUACUGCGACAAGAUGUGUCGCGCGCACCAGCCCGCCGACACGCACCAGGGCGGCGCGGGGCCGGCGGGCGCGGCGGGCGCGGCGCCGCACACUCCCAACAUAGUACGUAACACGCGUCUACACAUACCAUGGCUUGGCUUCACGCGACACACCCAUAGCCUUCAUCCAUUUGACCAUUCCCAAUAUUCUACUUAAGCUUUCAGUUUAUUUACAAUUUCGCAAUCAUUUGAAGUCCUUUCUAUUUUCUAACACAAUAACAAAUGAAUAAAAAACAGCUUCUAAUCUUUGCCGUCUUAAAAGUAUGGAGUUUUAAUUCAUAAAGCAUCAACUCCUGCUACAGCGUGUGAUAUAAGCGCUACAUUAUUAAAGUUUUAGGCCUGGCACUAACACAGCUCAUUGCUAGCGGCCACACUAGCACUCUCGCGCGAGUCCG
Molecule: messenger RNA, 1611 nt
Organism: Trichoplusia ni (cabbage looper)
Lineage: Eukaryota; Metazoa; Arthropoda; Insecta; Lepidoptera; Noctuidae
Gene: Pur-alpha
Product: transcriptional activator protein Pur-alpha
Exons: 9
Coding region: 462-1373 (303 amino acids)
Biological process (GO): regulation of transcription by RNA polymerase II
Cellular component (GO): nucleus
Molecular function (GO): purine-rich negative regulatory element binding; RNA polymerase II transcription regulatory region sequence-specific DNA binding; DNA-binding transcription factor activity, RNA polymerase II-specific
Source: RefSeq, a predicted model, not a curated record